Messenger RNA from Castor canadensis (American beaver), 2118 nucleotides. NCBI's taxonomy places the organism in Eukaryota, Metazoa, Chordata, Mammalia, Rodentia, Castoridae. The record is from RefSeq and is a predicted model, not a curated record.
CCAUGUGUACCACGAAGUUUUCCUGAAGGCCAGCCACUUGCAUGGUCUGACACGGGUGCCUCCAUGCCCUAAUGGCAGAUCCGAGUGGUUGCAACAGACCCCGUGCAGACUACAAGCAGCUCCUGUUUUCCAAUGACCCAGGAGAGGGGGACCACUAGUUCCUGACCUUGUCACACAGAUGGGAACAGGUGCCAGCCAUGGGGAAAGAUACGACCGUGUCUACAUGUGAUUCCUCCUGCAUUAAACCAAAGCCACCUCUAGACUCAUGCCCCAGUGCCUCAGCCUCCAUGCAAAACCUAGGGAGCAGAGACCUACCCUGGGCCCAGGAGGAAGCUGGCUCCUCAGGGGACCAGCUGAGGACUGGAGUGUGAGCCACAGGCCUUUACUUCUUCAUUCCUACUCAUGCCCCACACCUAAUAAGGACCGCUUAAUUUAUUUCUAGAAGAAUAGCAUUGGGCCAGCCAUUGACACUUCCCCAAACUUGGACACUUUUUUUAGACUCUGUUGGGAGCCUGGAGGCCACUGGUUGGAGCUGGCAUAGAAGUGGCCAAAGGGCAGGGGCAAGAGCUGUUGGAUCCCAGGAUGGCAUCCAAUGGUACAGCCUCUUCCUUUGGCCUGGACUCUACUGCAUUCAAGGUCACCAUCAGCGUGAUCCUCACCAUCCUCAUUCUGAUCACUGUUGCGGGCAAUGUGAUCGUCUGCCUGGCCGUCAGCUUGAACCGCCGGCUCCGCAGUCUGACCAAUUGCUUCAUUGUGUCCUUGGCAGUCACUGACCUGCUCCUUGGCCUCUUGGUGCUGCCCUUCUCUGCCAUCUACCAGCUGUCCUACAAGUGGCACUUUGGCAAGGUCUUCUGUAACAUCUACACCAGCCUAGAUGUGAUGCUGUGCACGGCCUCCAUCCUCAACCUCUUCAUGAUCAGCUUGGAUCGCUACUGUGCUGUCACAGACCCUUUGCGGUACCCUGUGCUGGUCACCCCAGUUCGGGUGGCCAUCUCUCUGGUCUUCAUUUGGGUCAUUUCCAUCACUCUGUCCUUCCUUUCUAUUCACCUGGGUUGGAACAGCAGGAAUGAGACUGGCAAGGGUAAUGACACUUCGUCUAAGUGCAAAGUCCAGGUCAAUGAAGUGUACGGAUUGGUGGAUGGGCUGGUCACCUUCUACCUGCCUCUGCUGAUCAUGUGUAUCACCUACUACCGGAUCUUCAAGAUCGCCCGGGAGCAGGCCAAGAGGAUCAACCACGUCAGCUCCUGGAGGGUGGCCACCAUCAAAGAACACAAAGCCACCGUGACACUGGCCGCCGUUAUGGGCGCCUUCAUCUUCUGCUGGUUUCCCUAUUUUACUGUGUUUGUUUAUCGUGGCUUGAACGGAGACAGUGCUGUCAAUGAGGUGUUCGAAGCCAUUGUUCUGUGGCUGGGCUAUGCCAACUCAGCCCUAAACCCCAUCCUCUAUGCCGCCCUGAACAGAGACUUCCGCACUGCGUACCAGCAGCUCUUCUGUUGCAGGCUGGCCAGCCGCCAUUCCCACGAAACUUCCCUGAGGUCAAACAAGUCCCUGCUGUGCAGGAGCCAAAGCCGAGAACCCAGACGGCAGAAAGAGAAGGCCCUAACUCUCCAGGUGUGGAGUGGGAUGGAAAUCACGGUCCCCCAGGGAGCCACAGACAGGAAGCCGGGGCUGUCCUGCACCACGUGCUCCAGCAGCCUUCUGAGCUGUUGCAAGAGCCUGUGGGGGCUUCGGCUCCUCCAGAAACACUCGGAGGAGAAGCCGGGGGAACCACUGUCUGAGAACACAGAGAGGAUCCCAUCUCAGGAAGCAGUGAGGGUGCUGCCCUCUGAGGCUGUCUAGACCUGGCCCCAGGACACUGAAGACACCAUUCCUGGUCACCCAAAUUUCACCUCUGGAGCCCUUGGGACCCAGCACCCAACGCCAUUGAGGACAAAUCUUAGCCUGAGCCUGGGGACUUCCUGAAACACAGCAGGGUGCUGUGAUCCUUUGCCCCAGGUGGACCAGCCUAUUCUGAGCUCGGCAUUCCCAGACAGGAGCACAGCCUCCUGUAGGCUGAAUUCCAUGGGUUCAAAGGUCACAUUGGUGCUGGUCCAGGAGUCAUGAACAGAGGCAAGACAA